GCCAUCGACCAGUGCUCCAGGGGGCCGGGCUGGUUCUCGGACACGCAUCGCUGUGACCUCAACAGCACCCAGUGUGUCCCCCAGGAGAGCCGCGGCUUCGUCCUCGGGAGAUACCUGUGCAGGUGCAAGCCGGGUUUCUAUGGGACCGGCGGAGUGGCCAGCGGUGCCUGGGCAGGUGUGGCAGGGACAGACAGGGGGUCCCGGCUGGGGUGCCAGCCGUGCCGCCCGGGCUGUGCCACCUGUGAGGAUGACACGCCCUGCCUGAUCCAGGAGGACCAGGUGCUGCGGGCAGCCGUGCUGUCGUGCCAGGCCUGCUGCAUGCUGGCCAUCUUCCUCAGCAUGCUCGUGUCCUACCACUUCCGACGGAGCAAGAGGAUCCGGACAUCAGGAAUCAUCCUGCUGGAGAUCAUCCUCUUCGGGUCCCUCCUCCUCUACUUCCCUGUGUUUAUCCUGUACUUCAAGCCGAGCAUCUUCCGCUGCAUCGUCCUGCGCUGGGUGCGGAUGCUCGGCUUCGCCAUCGUCUACGGCACCAUCACCCUCAAGCUCUACAGGGUGCUGAAGGUGUUCCUGUCGCGCACGGCGCAGCGCGCUCCCUACGUGUCCAGCGGGCGGGUGCUGCGGCUGCUGGCGCCCAUCCUGCUGCUGGUGCUGUGGUUCCUGGCGGCCUGGACCGUCGGCAUGCUGGAGAACGCCCGCAGGAACAUCCCGCUGGUCAUCCGCGCCCAGACCAGCCGCGGCCUCCACUUCUCCAUCUGCGGCCACGACUGCUGGGAUUACAUGAUGGUCAUCGCCGAGAUGCUGUUCCUGCUCUGGGGCAGCUUCCUGUGCUACGCCACGCGUGCCGUGCCCUCGGCCUUCCACGAGCCCCGCUACAUGGGCAUCGCCCUCCACAACGAGCUGAUGGUCUCUGCCACCUUCCACGUGGUCAGGUUCCUGAUUGUCCCCUCGCUGCACCCGGACUGGACUCUGCUGCUCUUCUUUGCUCACACCCACGGCACCAUCACCAUGACCCUGGCCCUGCUCUUCAUUCCCAAGUUCCUGCACACGGGCUCGCCGCUGCGGGAGGAGAUCACGGCCGAGGUGUACGAGGACGAGCUGGACAUGCGGCGCUCGGGCUCCUGCAUGAACAGCAGCAUCGCGUCCGCCUGGAGCGAGCACAGUCUCGACCCCGAUGACAUUCGGGAGGAGCUGAAGAAGCUUUACCGACAGCUAGAGGUGCACAAGACGUGGCGGAUGGCGACCAACAACCCGCACCUGGCCAAGAAGCGCAGCUCCCGCCGCAGCCUCGCCCGCUCCAUCCUGCGCCGCAGCGGUGCCGAGCUGGCCGAGAGCGCGUCCCGACGCAGCAGCGGCGGGGACCGGGCGGGGACCCCGUCCCGCCGCAGCUCCUCGGCCAAGCGGCUCGUGGAUGCCUCCGGGACCAGCCUGAGGAUGCGGGACGAGAGCUCCCGGCGCCGCUCCUCAGCCCUGCGCAAGUCCCGCAGCUCCGAGGGACCCCCGCGGGAGCCCCGCCGAGGGUCGCCCACCCCCAGCCCGCCCGAGGAGCCUCCGCCGGCGGCGGUGACCGACUUGGAGCAAUCCGACAGCGACUCGCUGGACGCCGCCCCGCUCCUGUGCAGAUCGGCCAGCGCACAAAACCUGGCGGGGCACUGGCAGCGACCCCCGGGCCGCGCCCCGCCGCUGCAGAAGUCGCACAGCGUUGUCACCGGGGCGCGGGAAGCGGCGCUGCUGGCCGCCCGCAGGGCCGCCCGCGACCAGUGGCACGGCGGCCGCCACCUCUCCGCGCCGGCCCCGGCGGUUCCCAGCGACACCGCGACACCCCCGAGCCCCGCCGAGAGGGGCCCGCAGGAGGACGCGGCCCCGCCGGGCGAUGCCAAGGGCCACAAACAUGUCACCUACGCGCCCAUCAAAAGCGUCAGCGUGGACAGCGCCCACCCGGCCAGGAAGGUGCGGGUGACCGUGAAGAAAACCCCCCCUCCGCCCCCCGUCCGCUACCAGAGCCUGCAGCGCUCGGGGACGCUCGGGGACAGCCCGGAGCCACCCCCGGGCCCCCCGGCACAGGCGGGAGAGGCGCAGGGGACAGCAGGGGACGACCCGGAGCGCGCGUCCCCCCCGGCAGGGAAGGGCAGGCUGCUGACCCCGACCGCCGCCUCGGCACACGUCUGCCCCUGGGAGCUGGUCCAGGACGAGAUCCUGGGCAGGAAACAAAAAGCGGCCGAGGCGGCGGAGUCGGGGACCCCCGGUGACACAGCGGCCACCACCCCCGGCCCCAAGCCGCCCCCCGCGAAGAGCUUCCGGAGCCUGGGACUCGCCAUCAAAGCGCUCAACCGCUCCAGGGGGAAGAGCAUCCUGAAAGGGAAAAGCGAGGGGAGCCUCAGGAAGAGGGGCAGCAGCAGGAGGGAGAAGCCCGGCCUGGCAGAGGCCUCGGCCGUGUCCCUGGGGGGGGUCAGCCCCGAGGGAAGCGGGCAGAGCCUCGAGGCCGCCGCCCUCCAGCACAACAACAACGCCGCCACCCCCGGGGAGGCCGCGGACUGGGGCGACAGCGGGACAGGAGGACAAUGGGACAGCCUGGCCGCGGGGACAGGCGAUGGGGACAAAGCGGCGGAGGAGCCCAGCGCUGCCCGAGGGGACGCGGGGACUG
Molecule: messenger RNA, 2641 nt
Organism: Serinus canaria (Common canary)
Lineage: Eukaryota; Metazoa; Chordata; Aves; Passeriformes; Fringillidae
Product: probable G-protein coupled receptor 179
Exons: 10
Biological process (GO): G protein-coupled receptor signaling pathway
Cellular component (GO): membrane
Molecular function (GO): G protein-coupled receptor activity
Source: RefSeq, a predicted model, not a curated record